Molecule: messenger RNA, 2379 nt
Organism: Cloeon dipterum
Lineage: Eukaryota; Metazoa; Arthropoda; Insecta; Ephemeroptera; Baetidae
Product: nose resistant to fluoxetine protein 6-like
Exons: 13
Coding region: 16-2208 (730 amino acids)
Molecular function (GO): acyltransferase activity, transferring groups other than amino-acyl groups
Source: RefSeq, a predicted model, not a curated record
AGGGCGACCCUGUGCAUGCUGCCCGCUCCCUCCUCAGAGCGAGGACCUGAUUCGAGCCCUGACGAGAGAGCAGGUCCAUCGGCAGUAGUGGCUCUGCCGCUGGCCGUGAUGGAGCUGCUUUGUACCGUGUUGGCUGUGGCGGGCGUCUUGGGCACCGUUGCCGGCGCCGACCUUCAGAUCAACUCACCCUUCGAGGGACUGCUGCAAUUGGCUGCCGAGAAAAAUGACUCCCUGUGCCAUGGACACCUCGGACUUGUCCAAAACGCUAUGCUGAAUAAGGAAAUGUGGGCGCUUAAAAUUUUCGACUCGAGUGGACAGCCGACCCCUGGAUUCAUAUUCGGGAACAAUUUCUGGCUGGGGUCGUUGACUGAGUGCGAGGAUGUCAAUUUGAAAUUACAAGCGGGCGUCGCGAGUCCGCUGAAGACGCAUUUCAUCGUGGCCAACUUCCGACACAAUGCCACCAUCCAAGAGCUGACGGGCCUGCAGAACGAGGACCUGGUGACCCUGGGUCUAUGCCUGCCGCGGUCGUGCGGUCCGGAAACUGUGCGGCCGAUGCUGGCGGCGCUGUUCGACGGGGGCGCGCAGCCUCUGGCCCUACAGCGCAAGAUGGACCUGAGUCUGCGUCUGACGAACGUGCGGGGCGUCGAGGACAACAGUGACUGGCUGCUGUCCUUUAAGUUCAUCACCGUGAUGUCGAUUCUAGGGUUGGCCCUGGCAUUGUGCGUCGCCGGCUGGAUUUACGACCAGACCGUCUGGCAACCCCUGCAGAACGAACGAAAGCUUCUCGCCAACAAGAAGGCCAACAACAACGAGGGCGUCGAGCAGUUCCACCUACUUGUCGAGGAAAAUCAAGCAUGCAAGCUGACUAUGAGCGAAAGUCGUGCACUGCACUACAGGCAGAGCUGGUUCGGCAAACUGCUUAUGUGUUUUUCCGUGUCGGCAAACACGAGAGCGCUGAUGAACCCGAUAAUCAGCUCCGACUCCGUCAAAUGCAUCCACGGGCUUCGCUUCUUGGGCAUGGGCUGGAUCAUCAUGGUGCACACCGUCUUCUACCUCGCCGACUACGCUGACAAUCGAGUGCAAGCGUUCCGCAUGGCUGAAGGAUUCGCAGUGCAAGUUGUCGCCAAUUCUACUCUAUCAGUCGACACCUUCUUUUUCAUCAGUGGAUUUUUAGUGGCUUACCUUUAUUACAAAGGAGAACAGAAGACCAGGGCCUUGGAGAAAGGCAUGCCGGCGCGAGCCAAGCUGAUUCUGAACACGAAACGAUUUUUCCUGAUGGUCGCCAAAAGAUUCAUAAGACUGACUCCUGUGUACAUGAUGAUGGUUGGAAUUUUGGACGUGAACCAAACCAAAUACUCUCGCACCUCCGUUUUCAACACAACAGAAACCGCGCACAACACUUGCAGUAAAUUCUGGUGGAGGAACUUGCUGUACAUCAAUAACGUUUACUCCAGAGAUGAAAUGUGUAUGACCUGGAGCUGGUAUAUUGCGAAUGACAUGCAGUUUUUCGUCAUUGGAAGCUUCCUGUUGCUCCUGUCCACAAGCUUCAGGAAAACGACGUUUGCCAUUGGUUCGAUGCUGACCGUGGCGUCCUGCGUGAUCACGGCCUUCAUCUCGUGGUCUUACAACUACGUGCCGACGCUGAGCCAGCAGUACAACAUGCUCAACGUGCUGUACGAUCCGCCCUGGACCAGGAUCGGACCAUAUAUGGUCGGCAUGAUCACUGGCUACUAUGUGAUUAAAAUCAAGGGACACUUGCCCCUCAGAACAAGCCAAGUUGCCUGCUGUUGGUUGCUGGGCUCUAUGUGCAACGUAGCAGUUCUUUUUGGACUGACUGAAAGAGAAAUCUCCCCAGAGCUGGGAGCCGUCUAUGUUGGCCUCAGUAGAACCGUGUGGGGUGUCGGUCUGGCGUGGAUCGUCAUUGCGUGCGUCACCAAGCAUGGGGGUGUGGUGGCGAAAGUGCUGGAGUUCCCCGGCUGGGUGCCAAUGUCCCGGCUGACGUACUGCGCCUACCUCCUGAAUCCUUUCCUCAUGAAUUCAGUGUCGCUGGGCUCGGAACACGCGCAACAUGUCGACUUCCUGCCUUUGGCCACCGCGUUCUUUGGAAACAUGGGCAUGUGCUACUUUUGCGCGUACGUGCUCACGUUGCUGUUCGAGUCGCCAAACGUGCUGCUAAUGAGAUGGGCGACGGAACCAAAAUCAUCCUAAAUCAACACCGAAUCUUAUUUAUGUAGUUUUAUAGACAUUGAAAUUGCCAAACUGUGGGCUCAAACGCAACUUGAGGUCAUCAAACAUAUUCAUUUCAAGAUUAUUUAAGAAUAAAGUGCGUAGCUUCGUUUUAUGUGCUAAAGGGUCGACUUUUCAUACGCCUAUCAACGU